This is a messenger RNA of Physella acuta, 1863 nucleotides long. RefSeq names its product angiotensin-converting enzyme-like. The record is from RefSeq and is a predicted model, not a curated record. Gene Ontology annotation, biological process: proteolysis. Gene Ontology annotation, molecular function: peptidyl-dipeptidase activity; metallopeptidase activity. Gene Ontology annotation, cellular component: plasma membrane. Lineage: Eukaryota; Metazoa; Mollusca; Gastropoda; Physidae.
GCAAUAAAGAUUUCAUACAGAGUUAACAACGCCGUAAAGCCAGUUUUCUAAUUCGUAGAAGUAAAGACUUGAACUGUCGUUACAAAUUUGACCAAGCUCAAGGGAGAUGAAAAACAGCAUGCUGAGAUUUCUGAUAUUGACGUGUGGCGUAGUCUGUUGGGGUUGUCAAAUUGCCAACCCCGCCGCAAAUGACUUCCUACAGAAUUAUGAUCACGAAAUCCAGAAAUUAAAAUCAGCUUGUCAAUUGGCUGAAUGGAACCACAAAACCAACAUUACAGAUUAUAACGAAAAGUUGAUGAUGGACCAGAAAAUGAAAUGUUCCAGAUUUAGGCAGGAAGCAUAUAAAAAUGCGUCACGAUUCAAUCUGACUCUCUUGAAUUCAUAUCAAAGACGCCAGUUCUCCAAGAUUAUGGACAUAGAUACCGACGCACAACAAAACAAGACGAAACUGGCCAGGCUGCAAGAAGUACUGAGCAAAAUGCACGCUAUCCACAUCCAAGUCACAGCACCAAAUUACGUCAUGCCAGAAAAGGGCAGCACAGACUCGCCUGGUGCCAAAUUGAAAAAAUUGUAUUCUGAAUAUGUUUCACUUAGCAACGACGCCAUUCGAUUUUUGGGUUACCCUGACUACGGCGCCUACUGGAGGUCGGUCUAUGAAGACGCCAACUUUAAAGACAGUAUUCGAGCUUUGUACGAGCAGGUCCAACCUUUGUACAAACAUUUCCACGCAUAUGUCAGACGUAAGCUAAAGGCAAUCCACGUGAACGUCAGCUUUCCUGACUCUGGUCAUGUUCCAGAAAACCUGUAUUAUACUGCGGUGGAAUUUGGGCCUCCUAUUAGCGGUAAAACUUCAUUUGAUAUUUCAGCUGAAAUGGUCAAAAAAAACUACACAGCCCUGAAGAUAUACGAGAUGGCCGAUGAUUUCUUCAGAUCAAUGGGAAUGCAUCCGAUGCCGAGGAUAUUCUGGAACAAAUCCUUAUUAGAACCGCCUACAGAUGAACGACAAGUAGAUUGCUAUCCCAGUGCUUGGGAUUUUGGGGACGGCAAAGAUUUUCGAAUUAAAAUGUGCACGGGGAUUUCAAAAUACGACUUUAGUACAGUCCACCACGAAAUGGGACAUAUUCAAUACUUUCUUCAAUACAAGCAUCUGCCAUCUGUCUUUAGAGACGGAGCCAACCCAGGCUUCCAUGAGGCUAUAGGCGACACAAUAUCGUUGUCUGUAGAUACCCAGGCACAUUUAAAGUCGGUGAACUUGAUCAAGGAGGUGGUAUACGACAAGGAGUCCGAUAUCAAUUUUUUGAUGGCCCAGGCUCAGAAAACGAUUAUUAUGAUCCCGAUUACCUAUUUUGCUGACCAGUGGAGAUGGGAGGUCUUUAGUGGGGAGACAACUAAAGACAACUACAACAGAAGGUGGUGGGAAUACAGGUGUAAAUACGAAGGUAUAUCUCCAAUUGUGGCAAGUAAAAGCCCAUUCUUUGAUCCUGGAUAUAUCUACCACAUGACUGCCAAUAUACCACUCGUGAGCUAUUUUGUAAGCAUCAUCCAUCGGUUCCAGUUCUACAAAGCUCUCUGUGACAUUUCUCGAUACAGAGGUCCACUACACAGGUGUGAUAUAUAUAACAACAAACGAGCAGGUGCAAAACUACGAGAAAUGUUGAGUCUCGGGUCAUCGAAGCCUUGGCCAGAAGCCCUGUACGUCCUCACUGGCCAGUUCAAAAUGAACGCUAAGCCUCUGAUCGACUACUUCAAGCCGUUACUGGAUUAUCUCGUCAAAGAAAAUGGCAAUGACCACGGUUGGAACCCACAUUGUCCAAUUGUUGUUCCAGAACCCUAAGUUUUGAUCAACCAUCAAAUAAACAACCA